UGAUUGGCCGGGAGCGGCGGGCAGCCUGCUCCUGAUUGGCCGGCGGGCCGUGGCUGAAGUUUCCUGGUUCACAGUUACUUUAAAUCUGUCCUGAGGACCGUCCGGAUACCCCGAGGACCCCGGAGAACCUGGACCCGAUGAGAAUGUCCCCCCGGUCGUCCUGCGCCGCCCUGCUGCUGCUGUGCUGCCUGGCCGCCGCCUCCCGGCCCUCCUUCCCCGGCCUGGAGCAGCUGACGGCGGCGGCGGGCGACAAGGCUCAGGCGAAGGCGGUGAUCGAGCUGCUGAAGCGGCUGCUGGGGAGCCGCUCCACCGACUUCGUGGUGUCGGUCAACCGGAGCCUGGCCGCCGACGGCCUGGACGUGUGCGAGCUCCGCUCCAGCCGGAGCAGCAAGGUGGUGGCGACCGGAAGCAGCGGCGUGGCCGUGGCGUCCGGCAUCUACAACUACCUCAAGUACUUCUGCAACUGCCAUGUGUCCUGGUCCGGGGACCAGCUGGACCUGCCCAGCCCGCUGCCCCGCCUCAGCGGGGUGCUGCGCAUCAGCAGCCCGCACAGGUUCAGGUACUACCAGAACGUCUGCACCUUCAGCUACUCGGCCGUGUGGUGGGACUGGCCCCGCUGGGAGCGCGAGAUCGACUGGAUGGCCCUGAACGGGAUCAACCUGCCACUGGCGUUCACCGGCCAGGAAGCGCUGUGGCAGGAGGUGUACCGCGCUCUGGGACUGAACCAAUCAGAGAUCGAGGAGUUCUUCUCUGGACCGGCCUUCCUGGCCUGGAACCGGAUGGCCAACAUGUUCCGGUUCGGAGGGCCUCUGCCGCAGUCCUGGCACGUCAACCAGCUCGUCCUCCAGCUUAAGAUCUUGGAGCGAAUGAGGUCUUUUGGAAUGCUUCCUGUUCUACCGGCCUUCUCUGGGAACAUCCCCAAAGGGAUCCUCAGACUUUACCCAGAGGCCAAUGUAACCAGAUUAGGGCCGUGGGCUCAGUUCAACUGCAGCUUCUCCUGCGCCUAUAUCUUAGACCCCCGGGACCCACUGUUCCUUCAAAUUGGCUCCCUCUAUCUGUCCCAGGUGGUGAAGCAAUUUGGAACAGAUCACAUCUACAACACCGACACCUUCAACGAGAUGACCCCGCCCUCCUCUGACCCAGACUAUCUCUCUGCAGUCAGUCGCUCCGUCUUUGCCUCCAUGACUGCAGUGGAUCCUCAGGCCGUUUGGCUCAUGCAGGGCUGGCUGUUCUUCAGUGAUGCGGCGUUCUGGAAGCCGGCCCAGAUUAAGGCCCUACUACAUGGAGUGCCCCUCGGACGGAUGAUUGUGCUGGACUUGUUUGCGGAGACGGAGCCAAUUUUCUCCUCCACCGAGUCCUUCUACGGACAGCCUUUCAUCUGGUGCAUGCUGCAGAACUUCGGGGGCAACGACGGCUUCUUCGGUACGGUGGAGAGCAUCAACUCGGGGCCUUUCACCGCCCUGAACUUCCCCAACUCCACCCUGGUGGGCGUGGGGAUGACGCCCGAGGGCAUCGAGCAGAACCCGGUCAUGUUCGAGCUGAUGAGCGAGCUGGCCUGGAGGAAGGAGCCGGUCAACCUGGCCAAGUGGGCGUCGCUGUACGCGGUCCGGCGCUACGGCAGCACGCAGGAGAGCCUGACCGCCGCCUGGAGGCUGCUGUUCGCCAGCGUCUACAACUGCACCGCGCCGCACUACCGCAACCACAACCACAGCCCGCUGGUGCGCAGGCCGUCCUUCCGCCUGAACACCGGGCUCUGGUACGACCCGGCGCUGGUGUGCGAGGCCUGGAGGCUCUUCAUGGAGGCGGCGCCGUCCCUCGUGUCCAAAGAGACGUUCCGGUACGACCUGGUGGACGUCACCCGGCAGGUGCUGCAGCUGCUCACCACGUCGUUCUACCAGGACAUCGCGGACGCCUUCCAGAACCAGAAGCUGCCGGAGCUGCUGACCGCCGGCGGCGUGCUGAUCUACGACCUGCUGCCCGAGCUCGACCGCCUGCUCAGCAGCGAUGCCAACUUCCUGCUGGGGACGUGGCUGGAGCGGGCCCGGUCGCUGGGCCUGGACGAGAAGGAGGCCCAGCUGUACGACCUGAACGCCCGGAACCAGCUCACCCUGUGGGGGCCCAGCGGCGAGAUCCUGGACUACGCCAACAAAGAGUGGGGCGGCCUGAUGGAGGACUACUACGCCCAGCGGUGGGCCCUGUUCGUGCAGACGCUGGUGGAGUGUCUGGACAGCGGACGGCCCUACAAGCAGGACUCCUUCAACCAGGCGGUGUCCCAGGUAGAGAAGGGCUUCAUCUACAACGGCCGGAGAUACCCGACCAGGCCGCACGGAGACACGCUGGAGAUCGCCCACAGGAUCUUCCUCAAGUACUACCCUCAGGCCCUGAAGAGGCUAUAGUCAGCUGGCGCCACCUGGGAAGGCCUGGCCCACGCCACAGCAAGAAGAAUGUCUUCCUCCGAACUCUGCAUGUGGAAAAGAAAAGCUCUGCACAUGCAGAAGAGUCGGAGAGUCUUCAUGUUGUUUCACUCUUUCUCACUGUUUCUAAUCAGCUCCGAUCAGAGAACACCCGGGAGUCUUCGGUCCUUUACAGCCGUCCUGGAAACUAAUCAUGCUCCUGUCAACGCUUGAUUUUUUUUUUUUUUUUUUUGGUUGAAAAACUCAACUGUGAUGAAAUAAAUGCAUUUUUAUAAGUUUAUGAGUUUUAUAUGAUCCCCAAGUGAUGGAAUGAAGACGAUGCUUCCUGCAGUGCGUCCCUCAGUCGGGAUCGGACAGGUUCGCUUCACCCUGCUGUAGUCCUGGACUGGGUUUCCCUCGGACCACUCGGAGCCUCUGGUGCUUGUUGGUUCUGCGGUGGACGUUCCUCACAGGAACAUCACACUCUGGCACUCUGUCCUUCGCUGUGGACGUUCCUCACUGAGCCCCGGCUGGACCACAAACUGAACCAAGGACGUCUGUCCACCAUUUACUCAGCAGUGGAGGGACACUGGAAGGUCUCAGCUCAAAGCUUUGAGAUCAGGACGUCUUGAAAUCAGUGUCAACGUUUAGAACGUCACAGGAAGUGACAAUGCUGUCAAGCUUCUGUUAGCGGUAUGAAUAACUCUGAACUAAGUUUAAACUUAGCUGAUCCACCAACAAUAGCUUUUACAAAAGAGAAGUCUUGUUCACAGGUCUGGACUGGUUUGAGGACGUUAGCCUUUGGGACGGUUCGUAGCGACCUGCUGAAUGCAGUUAGCUUAGCGUAGCGUCUGGUUCCUGUUUCAAAGCUUCCAUGGAGAAUUCCACUUGUAAAGAUGUGAAAACCGAAUUUAAAGAGGAGUGGUGCAGCUGAGAGACCUGAGGCACUGGGAGAUGGGGAGGAUGGGCUGGGUUCAGACGGUGCGUUUCAGAAGUCUUUCUAAAGAGAAAAAGUCCACAAGAGAACCCUUCCUGAAGCACCUCUAGGUGAAGUCCCGAAACAAAGAGGGAACUCCACAAUAAUCAAUGGGACCCGCCUUCACUUCGUCCUGCAACUUUUCUCCAAUUAAAAUUAUAUUUUUGUAAGAAACGUUUAAUGACAGUUCCUCAGUGUUUCUUGUAUUUUAGAUUUAUUCCUCUGGACUAAAGACGUGAUUCCAUGUUGUACAAAUGCUAUUUUUCUAUUUUUCACUGAUUAAAAAGUUGUGUGUG
Salarias fasciatus (jewelled blenny) is the source of this 3665-nucleotide messenger RNA. RefSeq names its product N-acetylglucosaminidase, alpha (gene naglu). Bases 138 to 2396 code for a protein of 752 amino acids. Lineage: Eukaryota; Metazoa; Chordata; Actinopteri; Blenniiformes; Blenniidae. The transcript is spliced from 6 exons. The record is from RefSeq and is a predicted model, not a curated record.